Messenger RNA from Polychytrium aggregatum, 2180 nucleotides. RefSeq names its product cohesin loading factor-domain-containing protein. Gene Ontology annotation, cellular component: SMC loading complex; chromatin. Bases 58 to 2052 code for a protein of 664 amino acids. The transcript has 8 exons. Gene Ontology annotation, molecular function: double-stranded DNA binding. The record is from RefSeq and is a predicted model, not a curated record. Gene Ontology annotation, biological process: maintenance of mitotic sister chromatid cohesion; mitotic sister chromatid cohesion. Lineage: Eukaryota; Fungi; Chytridiomycota; Chytridiomycetes; Polychytriales.
GACCACCGGCCGCAGAUCACCGCCCCAGCUGUCCACCGUCGCCCCCUCCCCUGCACCAUGAUGCCAGCAGGCCCCAGCCAGGAUGCCCUCUUGUAUGCUCGGGCUGCAAGCCAUCUUCAGCUGGCCCUCGCCGAGCGCAACAGGCAGACCUGGGCCACUGGCGGUGCCGAGUCCGGCCCUCAGCAGAACCCGGCUUUGAUCCGCCAGCAUGUCGAGCACGCCCUUCGCUGUCUGUAUGCCAUCCUGGCCCAGUCGUUCUCUCGGCCUCUUGAUGGCAUUGGAGCUGCAGUCUUGGGUGCACCUACCGGCGAGCGCCACAGCGAGGAGGCCGUCUCCACUACAACCCCACAGAUCCAGGUCAGGACCCGAAUCCUGCUGGCCAAGACGCUGCUUGAAUACACCCAGAACCUCGACGAGGCUCUCGACCACCUGCACAAAGCCGUCAGCAUCUCCAAGAAGAUGGACUUGCGCCCCAUGGAGUUUUCUGCAAGAGAUCUCCAGUACCAGAUUGUGAUGUUCGGAAAGGGGAAUUCCGGCGCCGCAAAGAGCAUUCUCAAGUCCUUGCUAGACGACUCGCUCCGCCUGGGCUAUAUGAAGCAAUUCUACUCCACCACUAUACAGCUUGCCAACCAUUGUAUCAAAGUCGACGAUCCUGUCGGAUGCACCGCCGCUCUCUCACACGGCAUAGAAAUCGCACAGAGUCGAGCGGACCAUCAAGUGCAGGCGCUCUUGGUUAUCCUCAAAAUCCAAGCAACGCUGCUACUCUCUGGAUAUAUGCCGCAGCGGGCCGACGAGCUGCCGGUACAGUGCAUCUCAGAGAUUCUUACAGAAGCCAACGUGAGCGUCUUCGAGCCCAGGGUCGUAAUGGCCUUGCUCUGCCUCGAGACCCUCUUGCUUCUGCACAGCGAGCAAACCAAGCUGGCGCUCAGUGUUCUGGCCAAGCUGCACAAAUUCCUCGACUCGGCACUGCGGGCGGUGCGCGACGGCACCGGCACCAGCAUUUGGAACGAAGCCAUCCUGGAGAUCCCACUGCGUACGAAUGGCCCGGAACCGACCGAGAGCCUCAAAGUCCAUUUUGUGGACUUUGCCCGAAUGAAGGUGCUAGUCUACGCCUUGUCCGGAAUAGUUUCCAAGCUGCUGGAUCCAGGCCGAGCCAGGCAGCUCCUCCUCGAGGCACACAAGACCGUCAAUAAGGAGCUGUCAUCCCAGCCCAGAACUACCUGCAGCCACGGCGCGCUGUCAGAACACCUGUCAUGGCUGAUGCUUUCCGAGGGAAUCAUUCUGCAAAACCUCACCGAGAUCAGCCUCCAUCGCUGCGAGUUCUCUGAAGCGUACCGGAAUCUCAAGGCUGUCUCGAACUGGGCAAAGUUAUUUCCAGUGCUGUCAGAGCCAUUCCACGGCAUGAUAUGCCUGUACUGGGCCAUGUUCUACCAGUCCAUCGAGUAUACCGGCGAAGCGCUGAAAUGGUAUCAAAGCAUCGCAACGGCGAUGGGAAACGUCCAAGACGAUGUCGUCUUUGCCGCCAAAGUGAAUCAUGCCAUGAUUCUGCUUUGCAGAGGCGACAUGCGCGAGCAGGUAGCCGAUGUACUAUAUCAAUUGGAGUGCCUUCCGAACUUGACCGGCAUGCAGCGGUCUAUGCUAAGCUUAGCAAAAUCGCUCCUGGACAUCCAGGAAACCCAAACACAGAAAGCAAAAGUCCAUCUGUUCGAAGCUCUCAAGAUCUCGGAGCAGCUGUGCUCGUCUCAAGUCAAGUCGAUGAGCCUUGCUUUUCUCGGCCACGUAUUCAUCGAUACCGAGCCCCAGCAAUCAGAACGCAUGUUCAGGAUGGCAUAUAACCUUACACAGAAAGCACAAUCCAAGGGAAUGAUACCACACUGCGGGAAAAUGUGGUGCGUGCUGAGUGAGAGGCUAAUGGCCCAGCCAGCACUCUCUGCAGCCGAUGUGAAAUCCAGGGCCGACAAGCUGCAGAUGGAGGGCCAGCAGUAUCGGGCAGAGAUCGAAUCAAUCCAAGCCACACUCGUCAGGGAGCGUGAGAGCGCCCCUGCCGGAUGAGCCCGGCAGGCGCAAGCCAACAAACGACAACGACCCAGAUCUUGCACUCCACCAAUGACUGGACCCACAAAGCACUCAGCACAGCUGUGUAUACCAAUUUUUGUCAAUACAGCAUGUUCGAAACGAAA